Molecule: messenger RNA, 2376 nt
Organism: Micromonas pusilla CCMP1545
Lineage: Eukaryota; Viridiplantae; Chlorophyta; Mamiellophyceae; Mamiellales; Mamiellaceae
Exons: 3
Coding region: 1-2376 (791 amino acids)
Source: RefSeq, a predicted model, not a curated record
AUGGCGGCGCCCCCCCCGCGCGCCGUCGCCGUCCACCUCGGCCCCGGGAACGCGCACCUCGCGACGCGCGCGGACGUCCUCCACACGCCCGGCGUCAGCGUCCUCGCGACGAAUGAUGCAUCUCUUGAAUCGUCGGCACCGACGCGCGACGGCGAGAAGAACGACGCUCAUCAUCGGGCGCCGCCGCGCCGACAACAGACCGUCCGCGGCGUCCUCCUCGCGAAGGAUCACUUCGAGGUGUUGGGGUUCGACUUCUUCGGCGGCGGCGACGACGUGAAGACGGACGCGGAGGUGUUCACGGCGUACGUGCGCGCCGGGAUGGCGACGCAUCCGGCGUCGUGCCACGACGCGGUGAACGCGCCCGCCGCGUUCGUUCGCGUCGGCAAGGCGUUCGCGGCGCUUCGAACAGAGAAGGACAGGAGGGCGUACGUCAACGCGCUCGCGACAGGGCGCAGACGCGAGCUCCCGUCGAGCGACGUCGACGACCCGUUCCCGCCGGGGACGCCGUCCAGCGACGCCGCGUCGAGCGCGUCUUUGUCGUCGUCGAUGGUGGAAGAGGAACUGCUCGCGUUGGAGCUCGAGACUGAACUCGCGCGCUGGGACGCGGAGUUUGGGAACCCGCGCAUGGACGCGCGGCGGUUCGGGCGGUGGGCGUCGGUUCGCGAGGAGGGCGAACUCGCCACGCGGAGCCUGUGGAGGAGCGACUUCGAGGAUAGGAAAGAGCCGGUGUUCAAGCCGCGGCGUCGGAAUCGCGCGAUUUGGGAAGCACGACCGGGGACGACGCGCGACGAUUUUCUCAACGCGGUGUUCAACGCGGAGACCGAGGCGAGGGACGAGUACAAGCGCCGGUGGUGCCCGGAGCUGUAUCACAAGGGCAGACAUCUCGCGGACGUCACGGCGAAGGCGGUCGCGAAAGCGCCGCCGGUGUCCACGAAGACGAACCCGCGCGCUUCGGCCACCAUGGUCGCUAGUAGGAAGAGAGCGCAAGGCAGGACGCGCGUCGUUGAACCGAGCGCGAAGCAAAAGAAGUUCAAUGCCACGGUCCAGGCCAUCCGCGACAACUUCAAAGCGCGCGCGGAUCCGUCGUGCGAGCUCUCUCCGAAGGAAAAGUUCGACGCCGCGCAGCGCGACUUGGAGAAACUCGUCGACGCCAUCGGCGAGUUCCUCGGCCGCAAGCUGCACUUAAGGCGGAUUCUUCUUCCCGAGGACGCGGAGUGGACCGAGAGCGGCCUCAAGGAGAAGUUCAACGUCAUCAUCGGGCACUUCGAGACCGACGGGAUCGGACUCCGCGGGAACUUGCGAAAGCUCCGCGGCGACGGGAAGCGGCUCGUUUCCGACGUCUGGGAUUGGUUUUUUGCUCACAUCGAUGAGACGCCCGCGGCCGGUCGCGCUCGCGCGCCUUCGUUUGUCAUGGGCAACAUGAUUCCCUGGCCUGGGCGUCACGACGCCGGCAAGAUCAUCUUGAAAGGCGUCGGGACGCGCGAGAGGAAGUUGAUCGAGGACUUGAUCGUCGAGGCGUUGAACGCCUGCGGGACGCCCGAACGCGCGGGGGGCUUCGGUCGGCCGGCACGCGAAUGGAUGGCGAAGCACUGCCCUGCGGAUAUGCCCGCGGAGCGCGCCCUGUGGCCCGAGCUGGACGGUGAUGUCCACACCAAGUCCGUUCACAUGUGCUUGGCGACGUCCAUCGGGUCGACGCGGUGGCUCACGGAGCGCUUCAUCCGAGGCAUGGCGGACUUGUUCGUGCACUUCGGCGGGCCGGCGGGCACCUUCGACACGCUCUUGGCGAAGUUCAAGGAGGACGGCCGCCUGCUCGAGAUCACGCCGGAGAUGGCGGCGUGGUUCUCCGAGAGGAUCAAGGAGGGGCAGCAGUACUGGAAGGUGACGGGCCAGUCGAAGAACGCGCCCGGGGUGGGGACGCGCGGGCUGAAGAAGAGAAAGAAGGCGGCGAGGGCGAAGAAGGUGAUGGAGAGGACCGCGCCGGAGAAGGCGGCGACGCGGGAGAAGAUGCUCGCGACGCUGAGCAAGAAGACCGACGCGGAGAAGGCGGCGUCGGAGAAGAAGAGGCUCGCGUCGCGGAGCAAGACGCUGAGCAAGAAGACCGACGCGGAGAAGGCGGCGUCGAAGAAGAAGAUGCUCGCGACGCGGAGCAAGACGCUGAGCAAGAAGACCGCGGCGGAGAAGGCGGCGACGGAGAAGAAGAGGCUCGCGUCGCUGAGCAAGACGCUGAGCAAGAAGACCGUGGCGGAGAAGGCGGAGACGAAGAAGAAGAUGCUCGCGACGCUGAGCAAGACGCUGAGCAAGAAGACCGUGGCGGAGAAGGCGGAGACGCAGAAGAAGAGGUCCGAGACGCUGAGCAAGAAGAAGAAGACGCCGUAG